This is a messenger RNA of Musa acuminata AAA Group (dessert banana), 761 nucleotides long. RefSeq lists its product as uncharacterized. Bases 80 to 589 code for a protein of 169 amino acids. The transcript has 7 exons. NCBI's taxonomy places the organism in Eukaryota, Viridiplantae, Streptophyta, Magnoliopsida, Zingiberales, Musaceae. The record is from RefSeq and is a predicted model, not a curated record.
AUUUCCGUCCGGUCAUCAACUCUAGUAAUAACGGCAGCUCUUGAAGGACGAAAACCCUACCCCAAGCUUUCCAACUCGAAUGGCGGACUCCGAUCCGGCUCCACCUCCAUCUCCUCCGGCGUCCGCCACCGCCGCUUCAUAUCUUCUCUCAUCGCCAUCCACGAAGCAGGACGAUCUGCAACCAGUGGCAGCAAAAGUUGCGGAACUGAAUGAAUCGCAGUCGGAGUUGUUGGAAAGACUUCAAGGUUUGAAGCAGGAUUUGCAAAACUGGAGAAGUAAGCUGGACACCCAAGUCAAGACCUACAAGGAUGAGCUUUCAGAGCUGAAGAGUAGAUUGAAUACUGACCUGGAUCAAUUAAGAUCUGACUUCAAAGAUCUGAAGACGACCCUUCAGAAGCAACAGGAGGAAGUGACUGCCAGCCUAAGAAACUUGGGGUUGAACGAUGCUCCUGAAACUCAUGCCGAAACAGAAUGCAACGGCAAGGACGGCACAGGGAAAGUCCGAGAUUCUUCAAUGGACAACACGAAAGAAAUCAAACUUUCAGAUGAUUCGGUUGAUGAAUCUUCUCAGAAGGAAAACAAAGACUAAAUAGGUGAGAAACCUUGGGAAGAAAAGUAUCUACAAGCCUUUUACAGCUAGUAGAGUCUGAAAUCACUUGUCUCUCAAGUCUCUUGAGUGUUGGUGUUGUAUCCACUCCCUCCCUGGGAGACCUGCUGCUAUGAACCAAUAAUCAAGUUUUUCUCCUGCUUUCUUUUUGUCA